Messenger RNA from Ostrea edulis (European flat oyster), 3227 nucleotides. RefSeq lists its product as uncharacterized. Gene Ontology annotation, cellular component: centrosome. Lineage: Eukaryota; Metazoa; Mollusca; Bivalvia; Ostreida; Ostreidae. The record is from RefSeq and is a predicted model, not a curated record. The transcript has 9 exons. The coding region runs from base 116 to 2572 and encodes 818 amino acids.
AUUAGCAUAACAAUAGUCUUAGCAACGAGAGACGCGACCUGAACAAUUGUUAGACAUUGAUGUAAUUAUCCAUUAUUUCAACAAGUUCUCGGAGGAUAACUGAACAGUUAAGGUCAUGACGUCGAUGGAAUUUUUUCCACCCGUCGACCACAACCCCAAGGUCCCAACGGAAUGGGGGUCGGGCAAACUGAAAGAGAACAUAAACGCAUGGAACCGUGGGCAGGGGGAGCCGACAUGGCACUACAAAGGAAAACCGGUGAACCAGGAUUACACCCUGACCCAGCUCAAGUUGAGCAAUAUUCGCAGCAACGACGAGUUGAUCCAACGACCUCAAGUGAUGAAAAUGGGAGAGAUUAUGAUAAACAAGGAUUUUCCAGCAGAACACCCUUAUAGCUCCCAUUUGUCACGAUAUGCUGUUUUCCCAACAUUUCAAUCUCCGGAAGAUGCUAAACGCGGAAUCCAGGCUCGCCGAGAACAACCUAUUAAUUCGGAAAUGCCAGCAACAGCAUACGAUGUACAAAUUGUUCACAAAACGAAAGGAUUUGGAGAUCGUCGGGAGAUCCAGUUUUUCCCAAAAGAAUCUGAAAAAGUCGGCUUGGAAUGGAAGGGCGAGGAUGGAUUCCAUCAGCUUGUUAAAGCACAGGGAGGCCGUCAGCAGUAUUAUCCUACUCCACCGAAAGUCGUUUGUCCUAACCUCCAAGACCGCGCCGAUAAACUUUCCGAAAGAUCCGCCAAUGCACUGCGAAAUAUUGAGCGCAAUCAAUGGCAGACGACAUAUGAUCUUAACAACACAGGACUUGGCCCAUUAAACCCAAUGCAGCUGGAUAAUUUGGAUGAAAAGAAAAGAACGCUGGAUACGUAUGGCGUUGAGGAUGACAAACUGUAUCCAAGAUCAGGCAACACGUUUGAUCCGCCUCGUCCAUUUGAAGGGAGAAUAGCUCGUUCCAUCAUUCCUCGUCCUCCUCCACAGAAAACAAGCUCGGACGAAGGCGAAAUGACAGAUUAUGUACCACGAAAAACCCUACGAGAACGUGAGGAACAUCGAUUGUGGAAUGGAACAGAAUACGUAAACCUGCCUGAUACAACAGAGGAGCAGAACAAACACAUGCAGACUCUUAGAUGGAAGGAACUGAAUGAUGUCGCUCACGCUGAUCCCAACCUAAAUGUAGUCAGUCAACAAAUGGAGAGACAGCCUGCCGUAAACAUCCCGUGCCCCCCAGUGAUUGGCGUACCUUCAGACACUACUGAACAUUACCUUCAGACGACCAAACAAAGACAGGAUGAGACUUUUCAGCAGGUCGAAGCUCAGAACCGAUUCGCCGUUUUAGAAUCAGAAAAACCAAAUAACGAUAUCACAGCCUUGAAUCAUAAGAUGCAGAAAGUCCAUGAAACAGAAUUGCCGAGGACAUUUUAUGGUCACGAGGGAAAAUAUAACGAAGAGCGCGCAGGUCUAUACAAAACAAGUUACAGUCCAGAGGUCCUAGCCUAUUCAAUGAACGAACUUGAAACGAGUGGUCCUGAGAUAAUGAAUACAAUGCACAGCCAUGUUGAUGCAGCAUACUUGCCAACACAACUAAGUCGAGACAUGAAAGAUGCUUUCCGAGGUGUCCGCACACUAAGUCUUAGUCAGCCAAAUCUUGCAGGCGACAGGAGAGAGGCAAGGGAAGUUAUCCUACCACACAAUGAACUCAAAGACGUUCAAAAAAGAAUCCUCCAACCAAACGUGGAAAAUGCUAGAGUCAAAGUUCAAGAAGGUGAAACUAUUCUGAAAGAAAGUAACAUGGGUGACAGUUAUAAUACUCAUAAAUUUCUGCAAGAUUGUAAAAUAACACCAGCCGCAAGAAACGAACCCUUGAAUUUGAUGUCCGUUGAAAACAGUAAACUGAAGAACGUGAGGUCGGCUGCGGAAUUGAGGAAUCGUAAUGGAAUGUCGAAGUCAGUAUCGUUUUCCGACAACGUGACCAUUGCCAGCAGCCGUGAAGAUGGUAGGUUCCGUACCUUUAGUGCUGCGAUGGCAGACGGCAAGGAAACGAAAGCAGGUGACAUUGCGAAUACGACUCAAUAUCUUAGCACACAAGCAGAAUACCGGAAGGAUAAUGAGAAGUCACAUAGGCGUCCACAACCAACCUUCCUCAUGCCCGAACCCGCUCCAAUUGUUAAGGAAAACACAGGCGAUACCACUGAACCAACGCUCUCCCCACGCCGUGCAAGGAGGAGACCUUUCUCAACUACAGACACAGAAUACCGAGACGAAUUUGGAAGCUUGUCAACAAAUUUUGCUCCUUCAAAUCUACGUCAUUCAUAUACUUUCCAAACUGCUUACGAAAGCCAGUUUCCCAAAUAUCAUCACAUAGGAUACAAGGGCGACGACCGCUUCAGCUGGGAACCCGGGCACGGAAAUCCUAGACCCCAGUCUACUCUCCUUCAUAUUCAGGAUGGAUUCUCCAAAACUGAUGUGAGGAGAAAAUUCCAUGGUCAGUUCCGAGAAAAUAACCCAGAUCUUCGAAUGAACCUUAUUCAAGGUAAAAAGCACGUUUUCGAUGGCAUGGAUGCACAAGUUUUACAUGGAUGAUUGAUUAUUUUAUUUAUAUAUGUAGUCACCCGUACUGUGAUACUUACCAACCUUGAUGUCCUCUAGUAGUAAAGACAUGCGAGUUGUUUUGAGUGUGAUGAUGUUUCUACUGUUUUCUUUCGAAAUGUAGAAAGAGGUGCAUAGAUCAUUGCAUGUCUCCCGUUCAAAUAUCAGUAUUAAAUCAAAAUAGAGGUUCUGAUAUCUUAUACAUCAGUAUUAGAUUUUUUGCAAUAUGAGUAUUGUUGUGUUUAAAUUUUUAAAAAAAUAUUUUGUACUGAGAGAAUGAUACAUGUUUGAAAGUUGAAUUGCUCAAAUGUUUCUUGUUCCCGCAAAUAUAUGAUGUUACAAGUUUUAAAGAUUUUAUGGUAUAUUUUACUGAAAAGUAUUAUUCCUUUAAAAAAAAGAAGUUUUGAAGAUUUGCUCACUUUUCAUGUUAAUUUCCUUCUCUAUUUUGCACACUAGCUACCCUUCGGGGGAGAUUGUUUUAUUUUUACUUCAUGUGCUUAUUGACUUUGCAUGUCGUUUUCCGGCGCUAAUUGUUAGGCUGAUCAGUUUAAGCUUUGUGUGCCAAAUAUAUCUGUUCCUUCUAUUCAUCGAUUGUUCUUUCUUUGUUGUACAUGUAUUACGCGAUCUUAAUAAAAAUGUGAAAAAACUA